AUGGUGGCCUCCACAUCCUCGAUCCGCUCCUCUCUCCUCUCCUCCCCUAAGCUCUCUGCCCCCCAGCUCUCCGGCUCGGUCUCCAGCCAUUGUGCCAUCCUCUCCAUUGGCGACUGCAAGCUUGACCUCCCCUCCCUCGCAUCUCCGUCGAUCUCCCUGCGGUCCGCUCAAAAUCGCUCGAGUAUCUCCACGAGCGCCGUGCUGGUGAUGGAGGGAGCGCCGCAGAAGACGGUUUCCAGAGUUUCCACGAUCGUGGAGGUCGAUCUUGGGAACCAGAGCUACCCGAUCUACAUCGGCUUUGUCUGCUCGAUGAACCCGAUCUUCUCUAGAGUUGAGAGUUUGAUUUUACCUAGCAGGGAAGCAUACAAGGACAUGGUUGGUCAUUUGGAAAAACCUGUUCGUCUUUCUUUUGAUCCUUACAAUCGUGUUUUAAGCAUUGUAAACCAGUUAUUGGUUGGGUUUUGA
Messenger RNA from Elaeis guineensis (African oil palm), 465 nucleotides. The record is from RefSeq and is a predicted model, not a curated record. Lineage: Eukaryota; Viridiplantae; Streptophyta; Magnoliopsida; Arecales; Arecaceae.